This is a messenger RNA of Scheffersomyces amazonensis, 3200 nucleotides long. RefSeq lists its product as uncharacterized. The coding region runs from base 270 to 2816 and encodes 848 amino acids. The record is from RefSeq and is a predicted model, not a curated record. NCBI's taxonomy places the organism in Eukaryota, Fungi, Ascomycota, Pichiomycetes, Serinales, Debaryomycetaceae. Gene Ontology annotation, molecular function: beta-mannosidase activity. The transcript has a single exon. Gene Ontology annotation, biological process: carbohydrate metabolic process; glycoprotein catabolic process.
UACGGUAUAAUAUAAAGAAAUAUACACUCGGACUACAGUUUGCCCUGACCUUAUGGGUUAGAAUUCUGUUAGGGGGCUGCCGAUGGGUUCGUGCAACAGAAACAUUUUUUGACGCAUACCCCGUAUUUUUCUCCAAAUAUAUUAAUGACUUAUGCAGCAAUUAUUCUUAACCAUGAAAUUUCUGAAAUCUUUCUUGGCACAUAUCUUUCUGUUUCGUUGUAAAGGGAACAAGUUAUUCUGAAGUAUUAUAUUGUAGUAAUUCUUUGCUAAUGACUUGUAUAACCUUAAAGGAUUGGUAUUUUAGGCAAUCCUCGUCAGAUGCGCAGAGAUCUGAUAUAGAUUUUAGAAGAUGGUUCAAAGCUAGAGAAGAUACUAAGGGGAACCAAAUUCACUUAGAUCUCUUACAUAAUCAUCACAUUCCUGAUCCAUUUAUUGAUGAUAAUGAGAAAAAGGUACAAUGGGUUGGUGCAAGCAAUUGGGAAUAUAGAACUUCUUUUGAUAUUGAGAACUAUGAUUCUGAAGAAGAAUAUUAUUUGGUAUUUGAAGGUUUGGAUACAUUUGCUACAAUUAGUCUAAAUUACAGUAGCUUAUUGGUGUCAGACAAUCUGUUUAGAACGUAUAUUAUAAACGUUACAGAAUACGUUCAACCAAAAGAUAACGAAUUGCGUAUAAAGUUCAAGAGUCCUUUACAGGAAUCCAGGAAAAUCGAAGUAAAAAAUGGUAAAUAUGUAUGUUGGAAUGGUGAAACUUCGAGGUUACAUGUGAGAAAACCACAAUAUCAAUUUGGAUGGGACUGGGGCCCCUUACUUUUGACUUGUGGUCCAUGGAGACCUGUUAAGUUUGUUAGUGGGGUCUUAGUUAAAGACUUUUUCAUUCGUUACGAAUUGAGUAAAUUCUUGAACAGAGCUGAUAUUUCAGUAGAAGUAAAUUUAUCAUUGCCUAAAAACUAUACUCCAUCUACUAUUGUUGUUAAGAUAUUUGAUUCACAGAACAAUCUUAUUGAUACAAUUUUAUCUCAUACUGUUAAAUCAAAUAUCACAGUACAUUGCAGUAUUAGAAACCCUCAUCUUUGGUAUCCAAGAAAUUAUGGGGAUCAGUAUCAAUAUAGGUUUGAAUUGUUUAUUGAUGAAGAAAAAUUGAAUGAGAAACUUGUUGGGUUUAGAAAAGUAGAAUUGAUUCAAGAUGAUGAUCAUUUAGGACAGUCGUUUUACUUUAAAAUCAAUAAUGAGCCUGUAUUCAUAAAAGGUUCUAAUUGGAUUCCUGCUAAUUCAUUCACUUCACAAUUGAAAUAUCAGGAUUACUAUGAAUGGAUGGAUUUAUUGAUUAAAGGAAACCAGAAUUUAAUACGUAUAUGGGGUGGAGGUAUAUAUGAAGAUGAUGAUCUUUAUAGUAUCUGCGAUUCUAAGGGUAUAUUAAUCUGGCAAGACUUUAUGUUUGCUUGUGGUAUGUAUCCAGCUUAUCAUUCUUUUGUUUCAAAUGUGAAGCAAGAAAUUAAUGAUCAGUUGACUAGAUUAAGACAAUACAGCUCGAUUAUAGUUUUUGUAGGAAAUAAUGAAGAUUAUCAGAUAGCUGAAUCCUUGAAAAUUAAAUAUAAUCAUCAUAACUAUAGUACAUUUCCUGCUAGAAAAUUUUAUGAAGAUAUAUUCCCUCAUUUAGUAAAGAAAAUGACUAAUGGUGUCCCUUAUGAAUGUGGAUCUCCUUAUUCGGGGCACGAAUAUUUGGUUGGUGAUAGAACAAGAGGGGACAUUCAUCAAUGGAAUGUUUGGCAUGGAACACAAGAGCCAUAUCAAACAUGGGACAAAUUAGGUGGAAGAUUGGUUUCUGAAUUCGGAAUGCUUGCUUUACCAAACUUCAGAACCUUAGACAAUGCCGUUCUGGAUAAAUCUCAAUUAUACCCCCAAUCUUACCUUAUGGAUCACCACAACAAGUCAGUUGGAUUUGAAAGAAGAUUAGCCCUCUAUGUGAUGGAAAAUUUUGCACUUCCGUUAAAUUUUACAUUAAAGAAUUGGAUAUAUAUCACUCAAUUGAUGCAGCUGGACUGUCUCUCAUUGGCCUAUAGAUAUUGGAGAAGAUUGUGGUUGAAGUACGAGUGUGGAGGAGCUAUAGUAUGGCAAUUAAAUGACUGUUGGCCUGUGACAAGUUGGUCGAUAAUAGAUUUUAAUAAAGUCCCCAAGUUGGCAUAUUAUGCCAUUAAACGUGAAUGUGCAUCAAUUGGAAUUGGUUGCUAUAGAAACUUAAAGAGGAUUGGUGAUCCUGAUGAACCAGAAGACUUAUCGAAGCAAACCCCACUUCAUGAUUAUGUUAAACUGAAUGAAGUUUCACUUGAUAUAUGGGGGUUCAGUGAUGAGUUCUUCGACAGUUUAAGUUUAGAAAUAGACUUAUACAAUACCAAUGGAGAUUUUGUCACAAAAUUGACCCAUAAUGACUUAAAGUUAUAUGGAAUGAAUACAAUUCAAACGUUUGUCACUAAGUUAGCUGACACCUAUAUUACAGAAGAUAUUAUCAUACAUAUUAUAUUAAGAGAUAGAGAUGGUAAUAUUAUAGGAAGAACCAGUGAUUGGCCUAGACCAAUGAAAUACAUAAACUGGCAAAAUUGGUACAAAGAUCUCAAAUUAGAUACAAUUUUAAUUGAGCCAGGAAAAAUUAAAAUAAGCACAAAUAAGCCUGUCAAGUGUUUGGAAUUGUAUUUUGAAGAUGACUUGACUUACGAAUAUUCCGACAACGGAUUCGACAUAUUCCCAAAUGAUGAUCAAAUUAUUGAAGUCAAAGGUGUGGAUGAAGAAUCACUAGUAAAUCUUAAAUUCAAUCACUUAUAAGUAGCUAAUUCCAAAUCCAAUUCCACUUUUACUUUCAAUUGAUUUUGAAUUCCACUUUGAGGAUUACAAGCGCAUUUAUCCCCCAACAUAUGAAAUGGUAUUUUUUGCAACUUCAAUACUCUUGAGUAUGUUCAUGUUUCAUUUUAUAUAAUUUGCCCAUAAAUCUAUGCUGAGUGGUGACACACUACAGCAUGGCGCCUUUCAAGGGCACGAUAUCUCUAGUUAAAAUAAUGAAUUGUUAAAAUUUUCAAAGCCUUAAUGCACGGCACCAGAGUUAAAGUUUUUGUAGAAAGGGUAGGUAUUUGUACAAUUAUGUAUAUAUGGGUUCAUUUUUGAAAAGUUCGACUUUGUGAAAGCGCCAAUCUCUUACUUAUUUGGGGCAUG